UAAUCCGUUUAUAUUGAACAGAAGAGGCCUUAUGGCGUCUGCAAGAAUUCUGUCCAGUGUAAAGAACUGCUUAGAAAUAUGUAUUUUAUUAUUUUUAAUACCACGCCAAGCUGAUUGUCAAGUGCAAUUGGGAAACACAAUAACAAAUGAUAUCGUUGAAUUUGAAUGUUCUAAUGGCUGGAUCCUAGAGGUUGGGAAAUGUUUCCAGGCUUUUCCACAAAGAUUGUCAUGGCAAGAUGCUGAAGAUACUUGUCAAGAAUUUGGAGCUCAUCUGGUGAUCAUAAAUGAUUAUUCUGACAACCUGAUUGCAGCAAAAAUUGCAAGCAACACCACAGGAAUUUAUGAUGAUUCCACAAUUUGGGUUGGUUUCUGGGGAAGCAAUGGUAACUAUAUGUGGUCAAAUGGGAUUGACUCAACAACAUAUAAUGGUCAGUGGGCUGACCAGCAACCAGUGGACAGAUUGGAAGGGUGUGCUGAGAUGGUCCUUGAAGAUACGGACAGUUACGAAUGGGACUAUGCCGAUUGCAACAACCUGAAUCCCUUUGUUUGCCAGCUGGAUGCUUGCGAAGUUGGUCAGUUUCGUUGUCCAACCAGUGGACGGUGUAUCCCACUAUCUUGGGUUUGUGAUGGUACAUCUGACUGCACUGACAAUGCUGAUGAGCUUUCCUGCAGUGGAACAUGUGGUAGUUAUAUUGAGGGAACAUCAGGCACCAUAUCAAGCCCUGGGUAUCCUGUUGAGUAUCCGUCGCUCCAAGACUGCACCUGGCUCAUCCGAACACCUGUUGGUACUAAAAUCUCAAUAACAUUUGUUAGUUUGGAUUUGGAACAAGGCUAUGAUUUUCUUGCUAUUUAUGAUGACUUGGCCGUCAAUGCGAAUCGUCUGAUCGCGGAAUAUUCUGGUGGGAAUGGAGAGGAAGCUAUCCCCUUGACCACGGACAACAUUGCGGCUGUGAGAUUCACCUCAGAUACUGAGAUAAGUUUCACUGGAUUCAGAAUUAAUUGGCAAGCAAUUGAAGAUGAUUGUGGUGGGAACCUGCAGGCCACUAGUUCCCUUCAGUACCUGAAUAGCCCAGGCUACUUGCUGGGCUUAAAUUACCCAAAUAAUGCUCGCUGCAACUGGAUCAUCACGACUUGCGCCGUUGAGGUAGAUGGUUCAAUCACUAGUCAUUCCAGUAAGGGAAGCAAAAGUAGUAAAUGUAACAGCGGAAGCGGUGGUAAGAGUCGGAGAAGUGGAAGUAAAAGCGAAUCCGGAUACGAAGUAUGCGACAUCAUAACCACCUGUAAAGGUGUAAUAACACUUCAAUUUCUUGAUUUUAACACUGAAACUGAUGUGGACUAUGUUAACGUAUACGACAAUGAAAAAAUAGAUGAUAAUCACCUCUUUGAUGUUUUCUCUGGCAACGAACUGCCCCGUGUGAUCAUCACAUCUGCAAGUCAUAAGUAUAUGGGUGUCAACUUUUACUCUAACCUUGUGAACAACAACAAUGGUUUCAGGGCAAGUUACAGGUUAGGUUGUGAGGGUAUUUCAAUUUCCCAAGGCUAUGGAAUUCUAACAUCUCCUGGAUACGGAGUCCAUGAUUAUCCAGAUGACAUUCAGUGCUCUUGGUUCAUCACUAAUCCUUCAGGAGAAGCCCUCACACUCCGGUUUGAAGCCGUUGAAUUUGAGGACAGAACUAACGAUGAUUAUGUAAAUGUGUAUGAUAGUGGUAACAUCGUUGCUGGUUUUCUAACCCAAGUGAAUGGUGGCGACAAUGGAAAGCAGCUGCCAGCAGAUAUUCGCACCACUGGUCCUGACCUGUCACUUUGGUUUGUGUCCAGUAGAAGUAGAAAGAAACCAGGAUUUUAUGCCAGAUUUUCAAAAGACUGCCCUCCGCUAGUCUUAGAUGAUGGUGCUGUACUGAGUACGUCUUCGAGGCAUUGGGGUGCUGAAGUUAGUAUGACAUGUGCUAGUGGAUAUUACAAUCCUGACGAAAGCUACACUUCUGUAGUGUGCGAGUACAAGGGACUGUGGAGCUACGUCUAUGAUGGACACGGUGGUCCCCCAUCAUGCACAGGAGUGUAUUGUGGACAACCAAGUGCUAUUAACAAUGGCCAAUUGGUCUCUGUGUCCAGUAGACAGUUUGGUGGUGAAGCAAUCUAUGAAUGCAACUCAGGGUAUGAGAUUGAAAACUCGGCAUCCAUUUACUGUCAAGCAGAUUCAACUUGGGGCCCAACGUAUCCAUCUUGUUUGUUGGCUUCAUGCCCAUCGCCAGCUGCUCCAGAAAACGGAUUCAUUGUUGGCGUGAAUGACCCUAGCAGUCAGGUCUGGCCAAUCAACUCAGCUGUUACAUAUGGAUGUGACCCUGGCUAUAAUCCAAGUGGAACAACAUUCCGGGUCUGUCAGGACAAUGCCAUGUGGACAUCAGAUCCCCCUGUGUGCGUUGAUGCUUUUUGCCCUGUUCCUGAUAUCAAUGAAUUCACCACAUAUUUGGCAACGUCACCACCCUUUACAUAUGGGAAAACCACUACUGCACUCUGUUACGGUGGUUACCAGUAUCCCGAGGGCGCCGACCGAACGGUCAAGUGUGAGGGGACCGUCUGGGAUGAUGAACUUGUGAGUUGUGAAGAUAUUAAUGAAUGUGAUGGUGAAAAUCGUUGUGAAGGACUUGCUACAUGUGUCAACAUUGAAGGAUCCUACUAUUGUGAUUGUCCGCCAGGAUACCGGCCUAACAACGGACUGGACCUAACAACAUGUGACGAUAUUGAUGAAUGUGAAGAUGAAGACCUGAAUGAUUGUGAUCAGGUUUGUCAUAAUUUUGCUGGGAGCUAUAACUGCUCAUGUCUGGCUGGAUAUGAGCUGUACGUCGCAAAUGGAACCAACGGGUAUUACCUGCCAGCAGGUGAGAGCGGUUACUCCAGUGACGACAGUUACACCAUCGGCAAAACAUGUGUUUCCAACUUUUGCCCGAUACCGACAGAGAUAGAAAAUGGUGUAGUUAUUAUUCCUGACAUUACAUACAACCACAUGGACGCCAUUGUACUUGGUGGUGUUCAAGUUGCUGUUGACACUAGUAUAACCGUUGGAAAAUCAGUUGAGUUCCGCUGUGACCCUUGUUAUGAGCUGAUUGGUGAUCCCAUUCUUACGUGCGGUGCUGAUGGUUUUGGAGCUGAUUUCCCAAGUUGCAGAGCUAUUGAAUGUGUGCCGCCCUCUAGUGUUCAUAAUGGUUACUAUGAGCCUGUUGUGGAAUCUUACCCUUGCCUUUCACAAGUUGGCUACAACUGCUAUGAAGGCUAUCAACUAACAGGACCAAGCACUCGUGUCUGUGAAGACAUAGGAAACAAUCAUUAUGACUGGUCGGAUUUUGAACCUACUUGUACAAUUGUUGAUUGUGGGCCGGUAGUGGCCCUGGAGCAUGGCAGUGUGACGUACAAAUAUGGCCUCACUACGUACGGAAGUGAAGCGUAUGCCAAGUGUGACAAUUCAUAUGGUUACUAUGGACCUCUGGUGAGAUACUGCCUUGAAAACGGCACAUGGAGUGGAAGUCCAGGAUAUUGUGAAGAAUGUCCUCCAGGAACUGGCUGGGGUGAGGGUGAUGGAGGAGGAGGAGGUGGGGGCAGUGGCCAAGGUGACAUCUGUGCCUGUACUGGCGAAGAAGGUGAUGGAGGCGGUGGAGGAGGAGGUGGUGGUGGAGGAGGGGGAGAUGGAGGAGGCAUUGGAUGCAUUGGGUGGGGAUAUGGCUGGGGAAGAGACAGGUAUAGCAUCUUGGGGGAGGGUGGAAAUAGAUUCGAGUUUUCUGAGGAAGUGGGUGGUAUCUUGAAUAUAGCUGGGGAUAUUGGAGAGUAG
This is a messenger RNA of Anneissia japonica, 3823 nucleotides long. Its product is annotated as CUB and sushi domain-containing protein 3-like. Gene Ontology annotation, molecular function: protein binding; calcium ion binding. The transcript has 22 exons. Lineage: Eukaryota; Metazoa; Echinodermata; Crinoidea; Comatulida; Comatulidae. The record is from RefSeq and is a predicted model, not a curated record. The coding region runs from base 32 to 3823 and encodes 1263 amino acids.